GAGGCAGUUGCGUAAUCUGUCUUGUCAAACGCUUAAAGCGCUCGAGGAUCUCGUGUUGUGUGUCGUGUCGUUUUCAUUUGCGGCAUAUUGAAUGACGUGAUCUCCGUGUAUCCAGCGGAGGACAUGCGUUUACGCGCAACGCUUUGUUGAGCAAGAUCCACGGCCAGAAUAACACAACAGCCAUUAAGAGAAGACGAUCACACUGGAUUUAAUGACACUCCAUCAAAGCAUCACAUUCUGAUCAAACAAGACAUGGAUGGAUACCUGCCACCACAGUUCCAGACGCUGACAGACCAUAAGAAGUUCUGUCAAGACAAUUCACUGAUGAUGGACCAAUGCGCACCGUACAGCAUAAACAUGAAUGUUUACUUACCUGAUGUCACCUACCUACGGACUGGCAUGUGCAGGCCUGUGAGAUCCACGGUGCCGCAGAUCAAGACAGAACCUCUGCAUUCGUCUUUCAACUACUCCGCUUGCCACGGUGCGGUUGCGCCUGCUGUGCCGCACCAAGAGUACACAAACCUCUACAGCCCGGGUGCAGAAACCGGAAACGUUUAUGUCAAGCACGAGACGCCAUCCCUCGAAUUUCCAGAUGUUCCUUUGUUUCAACUGUUGAACUCUGAGCUCGACCCUAAUGUGCCUGGACCGCACGAUUCUCACAAUGUCGUAUGCCCGCAGAUGUCAACAUAUAACAGCAUUCAUCCACCGCCCGGUCAUAUUGCAGAGAGAUCCCUAUGUAACAUGGGAAGCGGCGGUUACCCUCUACCUGCUCAGGUGGGCCAGCAUCAUCCUCAGAAGAGGGCGGCUUAUCUUCCGCCCUCCCCGCCGAAUUCGGAACCCGGCAGCCCGGACAGGAGGAAAGAACUCAUACAGAACCUGUCGCCACCUCCGUCGUAUGCUGUGAGCAUGGCCUCAAAAAUGGCAGGUGUUUCCCCAGGCCCAGGUCUUGCUCCAUCUGUGCAAACGCAAGCAGUUCCUGCUCAAUUCACCCGCAGGAACAAUCCAGAUCUUGACAAACGAAGAAUACAUCACUGUGAUGUACCAGGGUGUAAGAAAGUCUACACCAAGUCCUCACAUUUGAAGGCCCAUUUACGGACUCACACAGGCGAAAAGCCAUAUAAGUGCUCGUGGGAGGGGUGCGAUUGGCGGUUCGCCCGUUCUGACGAGCUGACGCGCCACUUCAGGAAGCACACGGGAGCCAAACCUUUCCAGUGCGCCGUAUGCAGCCGUUGCUUCUCGCGAUCGGACCACCUGGCCCUCCACAUGAAAAGACACCAGAACUAGAGCCGCCCAGUCUCGUUGUUCUGACGGUGCUGCGGGAGAGCUAUCGGGACCUCUGAUGAUGAUACUAAUUAGGAUUUGGGUGUGUCAGGUUAAUCUUGGGUUUUGGCAGUUCAUCAGGUACAACAGGACCAAACCCUGCCGCCGGUACGGCUCCUGUGGUCACGAAACCAGCUAAUUGAUGAGAACAUUGCUCAUCUGCCAGUUGAGACAUUCUUUUGUUUGUUGUUCGAUUCAUUCGUCUGCAUACUUGGAGGUGAUUAUUUAUGACGCAACUACUUUAAAUGUGCCUUUUUUACCUUGUAGAUUUGAGGUGCCACAGGAAAAUAUACAAUUUAAGACGUUGUAGGCGGUUUUACUGCUCUUUAAGUGAACACUGUUAGUCGUGUCACGAGGUAAAUUAUAUCGUAACAACAGUCAGCUCUUGUUUGAUUUCAUUUUAGAGUUGUCGAACCAAACCCACAUUAAUGACACGAGCCGCAAAUGCUAAGUCAGAACAAAUUAACAUUUCUCGAAAGCUGCACUUAACCGUAAACGAAGCCGCAGAAAUUCUUGCGGGAACCACAGAGUGAUUAGAAAAUCAAGUGUAGCUUCUGAACACCAAAGAAACAGAAAGAGUGAAAUUCAGUCCAAAUUGUAAUUGGUUUUGAUGGUGAUUUAAAAGGUCAGCACCCGGUUUCACAGACAAGGGUUAAAGUCCAUUUUCUUAAAAAAAAAUCCAGAUAAUUUACUCACCACAAUGUCAUCCAAAAUGUUGAUGUCUUUCUCUGUUCAGUCGAGAAGAAAUUAUGUUUUUUGAGGAAAACAUUCCAGGAUUUUUCUCAUUUUAAUGGACUUUAAUGGACCCCAAUACUUAACAGUUUUAAAUUGCCGUUUUAAAGGACUCUAAAUGAUCCCAAACGAGGCAUAAGGGUCUAAUCUAGCAAAACAAUUGUCAUUUUUGACGUGAAAAAAAAAUGCACUCUAUCUCGUCCUGUGAGGCGCCAGCACGACCUCAAGCAAUACGUCAAGAGGUCACGGAUGACGUAUACGAAGCUACGCCCCAGUGUGGAGAAAGAGGACCGUUUCGAUGUUGUUGUAUGUCGAAUGAUACUUAUUAAUGUCUUUGUGUCAGUUUAUUGUUUAAAAUGGUUCGCAAAUGUGCGUUUCAUAUAUGUAACACGUGACCUUUCCACGGCAUUAAACAAUUACGUGAGGUCGCACUGGCGCGUCACAGGACCGGAGAUAGACGAGAAGUUGUGGUUUAAAAGUGCAUAUUUUUUAUUUUUCUUGUCAACAAUGACAAUCGUUUCGCUAGAUAAGACCCUUAUGCCUCGUUUGGGAUCGUUUAGAGUCCUUUUAAACUGCAAUUUAAAACUGCAUUAAAACUGUUACGUGUUGGGGUCCAUUAAAAUGAGAAGAAUCCUGGUAUGUUUUCCUCAAAAAACGUUAUUUAUUCUCGACUGAACAAAGAAAGACAUCAACAUUUUGGAUGACAUGGUGGUGGUGAGUAAAUUACCUGGAUUAUUUUUAAGAAAGUGGACUAAUCCUUUAAGUCUUAGACUAAAACACAUGUUGGAGCUGUCUCAACAGAAAAUAACUUGCACUGACAGAUCUUAAGAUGUGCCAGUAACAUCUUUUUCAAAGGCUUCUUUAUAAAAGAUCCUUAAACAUCUUAAUUUAACUAAAGCCUAGUCCUGGCUUUAGCUAAGCCUUGUCUGUGAAACCAGGCCAAAGUGUUUUACAGAGCACAAUCUGAAGUUUCAUAUACUGAUACGAACUCCUUUCGGUGUCAGUUUCGGUGUUUCACCGAAAAUGCAAUAAGAGGUACGACGAAUGCUGUAUUUUUCUGGCAGGACAGAUCAGAUAUCAUUUCCUUCCAUAGUGUAAUUGUUUGUUUACCUUACUAUGCAUUUGUUUGGGAUAAAUGAUAGCUUUAAAUGUACAUAUUCCUCCGGCGUGUAUUUAUUUUGCACAGAUUUGUUUUCUAUUUUAUAAAUGUAACUCGUGCUCACAUCAAAUGUGGCGCACGUUUGGGUUACAGGGACGCGGUUUUAGAAAUCUUUGCAGUAAUAGUGCUGUAAGUGGCUGCAUUAUGUGGAACAAUGCAGCUGCAUGUUUACAUUACUUUGUUUGGCUUACGGUGUGCGUUACAUCUGUAUGUGUGGAUUCAUAAAACCUUUAAUUUUCCAUUAUAAAGAUAAAAUGUU
Messenger RNA from Misgurnus anguillicaudatus (oriental weatherfish), 3470 nucleotides. RefSeq names its product Kruppel like factor 5b (gene klf5b). Gene Ontology annotation, biological process: regulation of transcription by RNA polymerase II. Lineage: Eukaryota; Metazoa; Chordata; Actinopteri; Cypriniformes; Cobitidae. Gene Ontology annotation, molecular function: DNA-binding transcription factor activity, RNA polymerase II-specific; RNA polymerase II cis-regulatory region sequence-specific DNA binding. The record is from RefSeq and is a predicted model, not a curated record.